Ictalurus furcatus (blue catfish) is the source of this 5999-nucleotide messenger RNA. RefSeq names its product signal transducer and activator of transcription 6, interleukin-4 induced (gene stat6). The record is from RefSeq and is a predicted model, not a curated record. The transcript has 21 exons. The coding region runs from base 132 to 2408 and encodes 758 amino acids. Gene Ontology annotation, molecular function: RNA polymerase II cis-regulatory region sequence-specific DNA binding; DNA-binding transcription factor activity, RNA polymerase II-specific. Lineage: Eukaryota; Metazoa; Chordata; Actinopteri; Siluriformes; Ictaluridae. Gene Ontology annotation, biological process: cell surface receptor signaling pathway via JAK-STAT; regulation of cell population proliferation; growth hormone receptor signaling pathway via JAK-STAT.
AGUAGAGUCUAGUUGGGAAGGGAGACAACAACACACACACACACCGCAUACGCGGAAGGAGCACACACUUCUUAUUUCUCUUACAUGCUUAUAAGAGCUGGCGACAACGAAAGCUGCAGCUUCGCCUCACUAUGGCGCUGUGGAUGCAGAUUUCCCAGAAGCUCCCUUAUUUUACCAAUGAGACCCUGGUGGAGCUCUACCCCACAGAUACUUUCCCCAUAGACGUCAGGCACUACCUGGCUAGCUGGAUCGAGGAGCAGAGAUGGGAGGACUUUGACGUGAACAAUCUGGAACAAGAACCGCAGGCUCUCCAGCUGCUGGAGCGAAUGGUGGAGCUUCUGCAGGAAGUGGUGUUCCAAAAUCCCAAUGUGGUGGAGAAGGUCAAGCUCCAGCACAUCUGCAGGAACAUGGGCAUGUUUCAGUCACAGCCUUUGGAACUGGUGAGGACAGUGAGAGAUAUUCUGAGGAAAGAGAGACAGCUGCUUCGACAGCCCAUGCAGAUGUUUCCACAAAUGCCUGCACCAUCGAAUGGUACCCCACAGCGCCCCAGAGAAACCAGCAGCCAUGAUGUGGACAACCUGGUGCUGAAGGUAUUGGAGAUUCAGGGCUGCCGUCAGCAAAUUCACCAGCUCCAGGAAGAGCUCAAUUGGGAGAAGCAAGAAGCAGAGCCCAUGCAGGGCCAGAAUGAGAUGGAGGUCAAACAGCCAGAUCAGGUCACCAAACAGAACCGCAUAGCGCAGCUGGAGUGGAAAUAUCAAGGCUUCACGAAGACGCGCUUGCAACUUCUGCAGGAGGCAGUGUGUAAUCUGGAGCAGUGCCAAACUCGUCUCAUCCACCGUAUUAAGUCUUGGCGCUGGGAGCAGCUUCGCUCCACCAUUGGCCGUGGCUUCGAUGAAAAUCUCCUCCCAUUGCAGACAUGGUGUGAACAGUUGCUGGGUGUGAAUGGCAAUUUGAGACAGGAGCUGAUGUUGGUCAAAAGGGAUCAUGGAAGUGGUGAACACAUCCACAAGCUGGAAGAAAGCCUGAACCGCCUCCUGCAGACUCUCAUCCAAAGCUCCUUGGUGGUGGAGAAGCAGCCCCCUCAAGUGAUUAAGACCCAAUCCAAGUUCUCCAGCACUGUGCGCUAUCUUCUAGGAGAGAAAGUGGCCCCUGGGAAACCGGUGCUCCUGAAGGCACAGAUCAUUACCGAGUCGCAGGCCAGAAACAUAGGACAAGGGCUUAUACCAAAUGAGAAUGUAGGAGACCUGAUUAACAGCACUGCCAUCUUAGAACACAACACAACCAGCAAGAGCACAUGUGCAACUUUCAGGAAUAUGUCCAUCAGGAAGAUCAAGCGUGCAGAUAGGAAGGGCUCGGAGUCCGUAACGGAGGAGAAGUUUGCUUUGCUUUUCACUACAGAAAUAACCAUCACAGGCUGUGACAGUCCUUACAGUGUCCAGGUGAUCUCACUUCCCGUUGUUGUAAUCGUACACGGCAGUCAGGAGAACAAUGCUAUGGCCACCAUCAUUUGGGACUGUGCUUUCUCUGAACCUAACAGGAUCCCGUUCGUGGUGCCUGAUCGAGUGCCUUGGAGUCAAAUGUCUGAGGCUCUGAGCUGUAAGUUCAUGUCCGAGGUGCAGACCACACACGCUUUAGACAGAUGCAACUUACACUGCCUCGCUCAGAAGAUCUUUGACAAGCCCGAUAUUUCAGAGGACUUCAGCAACACACCCGUAUCCUGGGCUCAGUUCAAUAAGGAAGUUCUGCCUGGGCGAAACUUCACCUUCUGGCAGUGGUUUGAGGGAGUGAUUGAUCUGACCAAAAAAUGCCUAAAGGCCUACUGGAGUGAUGGACUCAUCCUUGGCUUUAUUGGGAAGCAGCACCUUCACAUCAUUUUGCAGGACCAACCCAGUGGCACGUUUCUGCUGCGCUUCAGUGACUCUGAAAUUGGCGGAAUCACCAUCGCCUAUGUCGGCCUCAGUGAUUCUGGAUGCAGGAAAAUCCAGAACAUCCAACCAUUCACCAAAAAAGACCUGGACUCUGUCGGCCUUGGCGAUCGUAUUCGGGACAUCAACCUGAUCUCACAUGUAUAUUCAAAUGCACCGGGACGAUCUGCACGACUAACACAAAAGAACGAAGCAUUUAAGAAAUUCUAUACAGUUCCGUCUGCACCACACCCAGAUGGAUACCUGCCAUUCAAGCUCACCACUGUGGUGGAUCAUGAGCAUGGAGCUGCCAUGAUACCUCAGAUUGAAUCAAUGCAGGAACAAUUCCACAUGUCCCAGGAGUCAAUGUUUCCUAUGCAAACUCCUGUCUCUCUCCCUGCGACUCCGUAUGCUUCCUCAUAUCCGGAAACCCCCAUGACCAACCAAGGAGAAUUGUACCCUAUCAUCUACACCAAUAACAUGGAUUUUAAUUACCAACAAUAAAAGAAAAAAAAAAAAAAAAAACAGCUGCAAAUAUCAGAUUUGGUAAGUUGGAACCCCUUUUUGUUAUCAGGACACCAGAACCACCAAGUAACAUGGAGCUGGAGGAAAUUCUCUCCAAUUUGAACACUCAGUUAUGAUACGAAAGACUGCAGCCUGCAGGAGAAGCCCAGCGCAGAACCGGAAGCAGAGCAUUAUGUGCGAAAAAAAAAACAAAACACACAGACAUGCUUUGGGGCAUUGAAUGAAUUAGUAAGCUCCCUGGGGAUGGAACCUGGCUCAUCUUCGUUGUAUCAAGGAUAUCUAGUGGCCUGCUACACUAAGGAUGUACAGAACAGUGCGCACGCUUUUGCCUGAACUUUAUUUAUCACAUCUGUGAUAUUUAAGUUUGGGUUGUAUAUGCAGGCUUAAAGGCACGUUUAAGAGGAAAUUUCCAUUUAAAUAAUAUAAAUAUAUAAAUAUAAAAUAUAAAUAGUAAACGAAAACUGAAUUUGUCAUAACAGUAGCCUGUGGUAAAUGUGGAUGUGAAUAAUCAGGCCGAAUGGUGGCUUUCUGUUGUCCACACUGGGCGUGGUGUGACAUAAAUAAAUACUCAAAAAAAUCGCUUAUAGUACCUUUAAGCCUGUAAAUGGUGUGAUGGUAAAAACCAAAGACAGUCUUUCUAUGCUUCUUAUUUCUUUCGUCUAAUAGGAAGGAAGUUAUACAUACUCAGCUCAGCUUGCACAGUUUCUGUCAUAUGCCAGACUUCCUUAAGGCCACAGUGAGGAAUUCGUAAUGUCAUCUUUCAUAGUGUUUACAAAAAAAGGGCUAAAUCAGGAUUUGUAUUUCACUGGCUGUUGGUUUUUAAAUUCCUUUACAUGUAGUCAUUUGGCAGACGCUCCUACAAAAUGUGCAAUACGAACGACUUGAAGAAUCUGCACGAUUUUGCAAUCAGAGACUAAUGCCAGUUUAUACAUGUCCUAGAGUGAUUAAGAAAACCUACUACUUCUACUAAAGGUUUGCAUGUGGUCAAACUUGAUACACUCUGGGGGGAAAAAAUUGCGAUUACUAACAUGGUCUACUGGGGAUUGUGCUGUUCAUGUAAGCAAAAUACCAUGUGUUUUCAAGUUUACCGUAAUGAAUAUGCAGUUUGGGGCAUUGUCUCUCAGAGUGAAUUUAUUUAUCAGCCUUAAUGUGAUUACCUGCAGACUGAAACUAUACCACAGGUAUUAAAUUUGCUUGCACUAUGCCUUAGUAUGUUGGCAUAUAUAUACACACACACACAUGUAUAUAUGUGCUUAUAUAUGUACAUAUGUAUGUAUGUGUGCUUAUAUAUAUUAUAUUAUACACACACACGUAUACAUAUAUAUACAACUGUUUUUUUUUUUUUUUUUUACACUUGAUGCACACUCACUCAUACAUGUACCAAGAUUCAGUUUUACUUUAUUUUUGCUUCUGGGAGUGUCUAUCAAGAAAAAUAAGCACACGGAAAAAUGUGUCACAGGUUGACAUCAUUUAGGCAAGAGUUCUUUGAAAAUCACCUGUAAUAAGCUUACUAACUACACAUGCAGUUGAUUCUGUUCUAAGUAAAUGAGGGCAUACAAAACAGUUCUCUCUAUGAUAUUAGAACAAUCAGUGUUGGUCUUCCACUUGUCUGAUAUAAAAUUCCUGACUGUGGCUUUAAGCAAGCAUUCAUUCCUUUCAUUCUCUUCAUCCCUUUUCCUCUUUGGCAUGGAUGUGCCACGUCAUAGUAUAAGGGCUUUAAUGAUUGUCACAUAAAAGGUAUUCAGAGGCACUAAACUUUGUAGAGUUGGUAGUCAGUAACUCUGAUCUUGGUGCUCCUGGAAUGGCUCCUAUGCCAACGAGGUGGAUGUUUUUCUGGUGGUCUGGGAAAACCCUUUGGCUGUCUGGAAAACAGACAGAAAUUAUGAAAAAUUGUUUUUUCUGCCAAUAAUAUGCUUUGACAGAUCUUCUUUAAAGGAGUAAAUAUAUGUUUACCAAAAUGAUGUGGAAAUGUUUUUAUUUAGAGUAUUUUCCGUUCUUGCCUUGGUGUCUACCUGAAGAGAACAUUCUGGGUGAGAAGUCAGUUUAACAAACAUAGCAGUGUAUGGAGUCAGUCUCGUAAAGAGGUUUAAAACCCUGCUAGCUGUGUCAUUUCCUCACACGACAAAUGUCACGCUUUGAUCAAGUUGUUACGUAGCUGUGUGCCGAAAUGAAUCGGACAUAAGCCUGAUCAAUUCAUUCUGUAAUCAGAUUCCAGCUGUCACAAUGUCUGACGCUCUUGCGCCAUCAUGUCAUCAUCAAAACAGAGAAGAGCACUUACACACUGUACAACACAUGACAGCGGACAAAGUAGAAAUGUUUAAAUGGACUACAAGACAUUAAUACCGAAACAGAACUGAGAAUUAAUCAGCGAUAUUUUCACCACUGAGGUUAGCGUGAACAGAGAUCAGUCGAGUGGAGCGAUGACAAUGAGGCUUGUAUUUAAUCAAAUUGAGAUAGCUAAUGCCCCAUUGUAAACCUUACUGUUCUUUGCAAUUUGUCAGUGAUAGUUUGUCUAUGGAGCAGAAUAUUUAAAUGCAGUUUUCUAAAAAGAGAAGUGAGAAGAGAUGUGUUUCGGUUCAUGAAAUCUGUUUACAGAACUACGUAUAGUGUAUACGUAUACGUGAAGGGUUUUUCCCAGGCCGCCACACAUUUAAAUUCUAAUUCUCCAGGUCGAGAUUUGUCAGGCAGUUCCGUAACUUCAGUGUCUUUAUCACCUCCAUUUAGUCAAAUAAAAAUGGCUUCAAUUCCUGACAACAGUGUCAAAUUUGAUGCAUUUCCUGCAUUCUCUGUCCUCUAGCACACUUUCAAUUGUGGUUUUCAUUCCUUACUUUCAUUCCUUUUUGGGACAUUUGUAAUAUUCAGUAUUUACAAACACAAAGUGCUACUCUGCGAAUAUAAUAAAAUUCACUCAUAAUAAAAGUGACGGUAUAUGAGCAGAUAUAAUCUAUGCAGUAGCUCUAUACAACCUAUCUGUACUUUUAUCAUUUCUGUCUUUAUAAAGGGAUUUAUGUAAGAAAUGUUAAUAAGCUUGGACUUGUUCAUCCAUAGGCUAGAUCAGGGGUGUCCAAGGGCUGGAGUGGGUGCAGGUUUUCAUUCCAACCAAGCAGGAGGCACACCAGAUUCGACCUGUUUAAUCAGUUGAUCUUAUCUUUCAGUAGAAUCAGGUGUGGCUUCUGCUUGGUUGGAAUCAAAACCUGCACCUACACCGGCCCUUUCCCGGUAAGAUCGAUCACCACUGGGCUAGACUCAAUAACCAAAAUCUUCAAGGUGCAUGUUCUGUCUUACACACAUACACGUGUUUCAUAUUAAGGGGACCUUUAAUCAUAAUGCAGUGUUUUACGUGUAGCCUUACAUGUAGUCUUUUUUUUUUUUGUCUUUUUUUUUUUUUUUUUUUGAUUAUUAUUACUAAAUCUGAAAAAAAUCAUGUCCUUUCUGUUAAGAAAUGUGAUAUUACAAUGUAAUAAUACUGUUUUGUUUUUUGUUUUUUGUAAAAUAUUCAUUUGUGCCAUGAGUGAUUUGUAAAGAGGAAGCGUGGAGUCAAAAUGAAAUGCAAAUAAAUAUCUACGUGGA